Molecule: messenger RNA, 903 nt
Organism: Rubroshorea leprosula
Lineage: Eukaryota; Viridiplantae; Streptophyta; Magnoliopsida; Malvales; Dipterocarpaceae
Source: the annotation of a GenBank genome assembly
AUGCUUCAGGUGUUUAUGAUUAGGCUUAGUUGCCAAAGUUGUCUGGAUUCUCCUGUUCUUCUUUCCUAGUUGACGCUCCUCCACGAUUACUUUCAAGAGCGUUUAUGCAAAUCUAUAACUCAAGUUGAGGAUAUGGAGGAUUGUCUUGAAGAUUCUCCAUUUUUUUCAGUGUUUCUCAUGGAGAAGAGGACAGUAAUGGUAUGCCUUUUUGCAAUUUACAGAGACAGGCUGUUCACCUUUUUCCUGAGGUGUUCCAUCAGUUUGAUAAACCUCAAAGAAGACACUGAAAUGCAUUGUGCUUGCUCUUCAAGUCCAUGCUUGGUUCUGAAGCAAUUCCAGAUUGGGCUUGCUACCGUAGAAAGAAAGGAUGAUAUAUUAUUCAGAUUGCUCCUUCAAUUGCUUUCCUUGCCAUCUUAUGAAGGGAAACGGAUCCACAAAGAAAUAUGGAAAUUUGAGGAAGUCAACGAAGGUACUCUUUUUCACGUUUUAAAUACUUUGAAUCCUAUGCACCUAUUUCAUCUGUUCCUUGCAGAGUUGCACUAUAAUCAUCAGGUGCUUCUUGAUUACCUUAUUUCAAAAGAUACAGGAAUUAGUUGUGCAGAAUAUCUCUUAGGGGUUACAUCUGUUAAGCUUGGUAGAUGGUUCUCAUUCCUUGAUCUUAGAUUGGUGGCAUGUGGGAUAUCUGAGAGGUGCCUCCCAAUCUGUGGGUGGCAAUUGCGCAUUAAACAUGGUCAGAAAAGAGUGCAGCAUGUCAAGUAUGCUUAAUUUCAUAGGAUGGCAUUGGAGAAGAGCUCAGUUUCUUAGCUUCUAUUUGUAUUUGACCUCGAUGUAACUACAGUAUGUUUGUUAAUGUCAUUGUUAAUUUGCCAAUUGCCAUUUUCUUUAUAAAUGCCGAUGUGUGGU